Messenger RNA from Oryzias melastigma (Indian medaka), 2467 nucleotides. It is a transcript of the gene dync1li2, whose product is annotated as dynein, cytoplasmic 1, light intermediate chain 2. Gene Ontology annotation, cellular component: cytoplasmic dynein complex; centrosome. The transcript has 14 exons. Gene Ontology annotation, molecular function: dynein heavy chain binding. The record is from RefSeq and is a predicted model, not a curated record. Gene Ontology annotation, biological process: microtubule-based movement; microtubule cytoskeleton organization. Bases 424 to 1893 code for a protein of 489 amino acids. NCBI's taxonomy places the organism in Eukaryota, Metazoa, Chordata, Actinopteri, Beloniformes, Adrianichthyidae.
GGGCAGAGAAGGCUGACUUUCACAUGAUCCAAAAGCCCUGGAAUGCGUUCCCAGGAGUGAAACCACCAUCCCAGCCAACCACCACGCUCCACCUAGGCAGGGCUCAAAGAUACUGGAGGAGGCCUUGAAAAACCCUGCAAAGUAGCCAUGCUUUUCUCAAGCUCAUCUGUAUGCAAAUCCAUGUCCAGAUGGUCAAGCCAAACAGAACAGAAAACCCACAGAGAUGUAAAGAAACAGGUGUUUCCACACACUAGAGGACUAGAGCCCAACACUAGGAGACGCUGAGUUGAACGGCAGACGGGCUCUCCAUGCGGCGUCGCGUUCAGCGAAUGUAACGUACUCUCUCUCGGCUGGUUGGAUGAAGGCGGUGCUAGAAGGUGGCCAAGCAGCAGGGCCUUGCCUUUGUGGGUGUAGAGAGAGAAGAUGGCUCCCGUUCUGGACAAACACCUCCCCGGUGCAGCCGGUUCGGGCGAAAACAACACCGAAGACGAAGAAGGACAAAGCCUCUGGUCCUCAAUACUGAGUGAAGUUUCUACCAGAUCAAGUUCAAAGUUGCCAUCAGGAAAGAACAUCCUGGUGUUUGGUGAGGAUGGAUCGGGAAAAACGACGCUUAUGUCCAAACUUCAAGGAGCUGAACACAACAAGAAGGGCAGAGGACUGGAGUACCUUUACUUAAGUGUCCAUGAUGAAGACCGUGAUGACCUUACUCGCUGCAAUGUGUGGAUCCUGGAUGGGGACCUGUACCACAAAGGCCUUCUUAAGUUUGCUGUGACAGCUCAGUCGCUACCUGACUGCCUCGCCGUGUUUGUUGUGGACAUGUCUCGACCCUGGACCAUUAUGGAGUCCUUACAGAAGUGGGCCAGUGUGCUCCGUGACCAUGUGGACAAGCUAAAGAUUCCUCCGGAGGACAUGAGAGAAAUGGAGCAGAGGAUGGUAAAAGCUUUUCAAGAAUACAUAGAACCAGAAGAUGGCACCCCGUCCUCCCCACGCCGGGCCACAACAUCAGGAGAAGAUGAGGCUGUUGUGUUACCACUCGGAGAAAACACACUAACACACAACUUUGGCAUUCCAGUGCUAAUAGUUUGCACUAAGUGUGAUGCAGUCGGUGUUCUUGAGAAGGAGCAUGACUUCAGAGAUGAGCACUUUGAUUUCAUCCAGUCCCACAUCAGGCGGUUUUCCUUACAGUACGGAGCUGGUCUGAUCUAUACCUCAGUCAAAGAGGAGAAGAACCUGGACCUGCUUUACAAAUAUAUUGUACAUAAGUUGUAUGACUUUCAGUUUGUUACACCUGCAUUAGUGGUGGAGAAAGAUGCAGUGUUCAUUCCAUCAGGAUGGGAUAACGAGAAGAAAAUUGGGAUUUUGCAUGAAAACCUCUCAACAGUUAGACCAGAAGAUCCAUUUGAAGAUUUUAUCACAAAACCUCCAGUACGAAAGCUGGUUCACGACAAAGAGAUUAGUGCAGAAGAAGAGCAGGUAUUCCUCAUGAAGCAACAGUCUUUGCUAGCAAAGCAGCCGGCUACACCAACAAGAGGAGCAACAGAAUCUCCAGGACGACCAGCUUCAGUGUCCCCCAGGCCUGCUGGUCGUGGUCAACCCACUGUAAGCAGCAGCUCGCCGUUAUCUGCUGUCAAGAAGCCUGACCCCAACAUGAAAGCGGGGGCUGCAAACGAGGGAGUGCUGGCCAAUUUCUUCAAUAGUCUGUUGAGUAAAAAGACAGGAUCACCAGGAAGCCCAGGAAGUGGAGCGGUUGGAGCUGGAGUGCAAGGCUCUGCCAAGAAAACAGGGCAGAAGCCGGGUUUGACUGAUGUCCAGGCAGAGUUGGACCGAAUGACUCGCAAACAAGACUCCAUGGUUCCAGCUAACAACAUACCACCGACGGAGAACGAAGCGUGAAGGCAGCAAAACCAGCUUCAUUGUGUACUGCUUUAUUACCCUUGGAAAAAAUCGAUGUACAUGUGAGCAUAAAAAGCAAAAAAAAUGACCACUUUCCCAACGCCUGUAUCAGUCAGCACACACCAAAUACGUUUCAGAUGCUAUAGAAAGUCUCAGAAAGAUAUCAGAGGAGGGGGUAUUGAUGAGAUUAUAACUGCUGAGGGCCUGGCCUUAUCCUCUCCUCUUCUGCUGGGGAUGUUAUUGUGGAUUUUUUGGGGGGAUGUGCACGCUCCCUGGCAGCCAGUCUGAUUCACUGGGUUGCAGGCCCCGGUUUUUUGGGGGUACAUAUCGCGGAUUUCAAGAGUGCUAUGAUACUGGUCCUGUGGCGCCUGGUUAUGCCUGAAGGAUUAUGUUUGACAUUGGAAGGUAUUUAUCAAAUACUCACAAACACAUGUAAUAUGUCAAAAAACAUUUGAUUCUGGUGUAUUUAUGCAAUGCUCCUCUUUAUUUUAUUUUCUGCUGGUUUAAGGAUUAUCGGUUCAGUGCUUAAAAAAAAAAAACUGACAUGAUUCUAAUGACAUGACAGCAUAUCAUU